Sinocyclocheilus rhinocerous is the source of this 401-nucleotide messenger RNA. It is a transcript of the gene sertm1, whose product is annotated as serine rich and transmembrane domain containing 1. The transcript has a single exon. Gene Ontology annotation, cellular component: intracellular membrane-bounded organelle. NCBI's taxonomy places the organism in Eukaryota, Metazoa, Chordata, Actinopteri, Cypriniformes, Cyprinidae. The record is from RefSeq and is a predicted model, not a curated record. Bases 8 to 337 code for a protein of 109 amino acids.
ACCAGAUAUGUCUGGGAUGGAUGGGGCGGUGGAGGAGAUCAAUGGUACGGAAGUGGACAGCGAGAGUUUCCUGAGGUUUAGCCCUGCAUCUGUUUCUACCGGGGCGGCCGCUGCCUCAUAUGGACGGACUGCAAGUGUUUACGUCUACGUCUCCAUCUUCCUCAGCUUGCUGCUUUUCCUCCUUACCCUGUUGAUCAUUGCUCUCCACAGGCUGAAGAACAUCAUAUCCUCUAGUUCUUCAUACCCAGAAUGCGGCAGUGAGGCCGGGAGCUCCUUCACUAACAUGGAGAUCUGCAGCAUUUCCUCACAGAGAUCAACAGUGUCAUCGCUGUCCUGACAGCAGAGAAAGACAGAUCGAUUACACAUGUCGAAAAGUUCUGAUAUUAUAGAAGUUUAGAAAU